Purpureocillium takamizusanense is the source of this 2025-nucleotide messenger RNA. RefSeq lists its product as uncharacterized. The transcript is spliced from 2 exons. Gene Ontology annotation, cellular component: cytoplasm. The record is from RefSeq and is a predicted model, not a curated record. Bases 104 to 1648 code for a protein of 514 amino acids. Gene Ontology annotation, molecular function: calcium-dependent phospholipid binding; calcium ion binding. Lineage: Eukaryota; Fungi; Ascomycota; Sordariomycetes; Hypocreales; Ophiocordycipitaceae.
GAGCCAAAUCCCCUCACGGUGCUCGUGGGAGCACAGGCUAGUAGUGAGAACGCUCGCCUGUACAGCUUCAAAAACGGACGAGCAGCAGACUGAACCAGACGUCAUGAGCCAGCAACCGCCGUACGGACACCCGCCGCAGGGCGGCUACUACCCGCAAGGCGCGCCGCCGUACAACCAGCAGCAGCAGCAACCAUACGGACAGAAUCCGCAGCAGCCUCCGUACGGCCAGGCGGCACCCCCUCCUCCUCACGCUCCUCCUCCUCAGGGCGGGCAGUAUCCGGGGCAGCCGCCGUACCAGCAACCGCCAUACGGACAGCCGCAGCAGGGCGGCGGCUACUAUCCGCCCGGGCCGCAGCAGCAGUAUCAAGGGCAGCAGCAGCAUCAGCAGCAGCAGCCAUACGGCGCGCCGCCGCCGCCGCAGGGGAAUUAUGCUGCUCAGCAGCCCUACGCUCCGCCGGGAGGGCCUCAGGGUGGUCAAUAUGGACAGCAGCCGCCGUAUCAUCCGGGCCAGGGGCAUCAGCAGGCGUAUCCGCCGGCUGGGUACGGCGCACCGGCGCCGGGACAAGCUCCUCCCCAUCAGCAGCCGUGGCAGCAGCAGCAGCAGCCCGGCCCGCCGCAUCAGCAACAACAACCGUACGGCCAUGUCCAGGUGGCGCCGCCUACUCCCGCGUCCCCGGGCUACGACACGGCGCAGAAACAAUGGGCGCAGCCGGUGCACACGAGCGACGACAUCGAGACGAUCCGCAAGGCGAUGAAGGGCAUGGGCUGCGACGAGAAGGCGCUCAUCAGGGUGCUGACGGACCUCAAGUACGCCAACCCGUGGGCCAUGGAGCAGCUGGUGCGCGACUACAACAGCCGGUUCAUGCGCGACCUCGUCAAGGACAUUGAGAGCGAGACGCGGGGGGACCUGGAGACGGGGCUCAUGGCGCUGGUGCGCGGGCCGCUCGCCAACGACGUCCACGCGCUCGACAAGGCGCUCAACCGGGCGGGCACUGACGAGGAGACGCUCAUGGACGUGCUGCUCUGCCGGUCCAACGCCGACGUGCGCGCCAUCGCGGCCGAGUACCGCCGCGUCAAGGGCCGGGAGCUGCUCACGGUCAUCAGGGACGACGUCGACGACAACCUCUACCGGCUGUACAGCAUGGCGCUGGCGGCGACGCGCGCCGAGGACGCCGCCCCCGUGCUGCCCGCCGACAUCGACCACAAGGUGACGGAGCUGCAGCGCGCGACCGAGGGCAUGAUAGGUGCCAACGCCGCGGCCGUGGCGCAGGUAUUUACGAGCUCGAGCGACGCGCAGCUGCACGCCGUGAGCGACGCGUACCGCCGCAAGUACCACCGCAGCCUCGAGGAGGUCAUCGAGAAGGAGUUCCGCGGCGACAUGGAGGACGCGCUGCUGCGGAUGCUGACGCACGCCGUCGACAGGGCGCGAUGCGAUGCGGCCCGCCUGCACCAGCCGCUCGUCAAGACGGUGCGCAAGGACAGGCUCUUCAUCAACCGCCUCGUUGCGCUGUAUUGGGACCGCCCGCGGCUGGAGGCGGCGCGCGCGGCGUAUCGCAAGGCGUACGGCGCGUCGCCCGGGCGGACCAUCAAGGAUGCGCUGAGCGGGGACCACGAGAAGCUGAUGCUUGCGUUGGUUGGCGAGAAGUGAGGGGUCCAGCCGCCUCCGUGAGGGGCUGCCUCCGUGAGAGGGAGAGGGAGAGAGGGUGCUGUUGUGAGCUUGAUUAAAUCACGACGACAUGUUCCUGUAUGUGCGUGCUGCUGUGAAAGACGUGUGCUGUGGAAGAGGUAUCGACGUCUUGUGUUGGGUUUUGUUUCCAGUCCAGGGGCGGCAAGUGUUUUGAUACAGAUUGAAACGAAACAUCAGGGGAUGUGUUGUUGGUGCUCCUUCCUGAUGGACGUCGUUUGGCAAAGCCUGCUUAUGAGUACCGAAUCGAAACUGGGAUGAACAUGUCAAUUUCAUGUUAUGAUGAUGAUGAUUCCUUAAAGUGUUGUCUAUUGCUGCAACUGUUGCACGGAGGCUUGGAG